This is a messenger RNA of Anguilla rostrata (American eel), 2106 nucleotides long. It is a transcript of the gene daw1, whose product is annotated as dynein assembly factor with WDR repeat domains 1. The transcript has 13 exons. Lineage: Eukaryota; Metazoa; Chordata; Actinopteri; Anguilliformes; Anguillidae. Bases 68 to 1315 code for a protein of 415 amino acids. Gene Ontology annotation, molecular function: protein binding. The record is from RefSeq and is a predicted model, not a curated record.
GCAAGCAAAACCCGCAGGCGUGUGUCUCUAUAGAGACGGUUUGUUUACAGUUUUGUAUUAGGUCACGAUGAAGCUGAAAAGGUUUCUUCUUAGAUAUUAUCCUCCAGGAAUAAUAUUGGAGUUUGAGAAAGGGGGAGAACUGAAGACUAAAUCUAUUGAUCUGCUGGACCUUUCUCCUGACACGGAUGCAGAGGGGUUAAUAGCAGAGAUCAGGAGGACAGAACCACUCAUCACCGCCUCCCGCGCCAAUCAGGUCAAGCAUCUGAUCCUUCGGCUGCAGGAGAAAUUGGGCCAACAGGAGGACCGCAGGUUCUACCUCUUCAAGGCACUGCAGGCUCACAUCCUGCCGCUGACGAAUGUUGCCUUCAAUAAAUCAGGGUCAAGUUUCAUCACUGGCAGCUAUGAUAGAACCUGUAAAAUAUGGGACACAGUGUCUGGGGAGGAGCUGCACACCCUGGAGGGCCACAGGAAUGUGGUGUACGCCAUUGCCUUCAACAAUCCCUACGGAGACAAGAUUGCCACGGGAUCCUUCGAUAAGACAUGCAAGCUAUGGAGCGCAGAGACGGGCAAAUGCUAUCACACCUUCCGCGGGCACACUGCUGAAAUCGUAUGUCUGGCUUUUAACCCCCAGAGCACCGUGUUGGCCACUGGCAGCAUGGACACCACAGCCAAGCUGUGGGACAUCCAGACAGGAGAGGAGGUGGCCACGCUAAACGGCCACUCAGCUGAAGUCAUCGCUCUGUCCUUUAACACGUCGGGUGACCGGCUGGUCACAGGCUCCUUUGACCAUACCGUGUCCCUGUGGGACGUCCCGUCAGCCAGGCGCAUCCACACUCUGAUAGGCCACAGAGGGGAGAUCAGCAGUGUGCAGUUUAACUGGAACUGCUCCCUCAUUGUCACUGGAUCCAUGGACAAGACCUCCAAGAUAUGGGACGCGCACAGCGGGAAGUGCGUAUCGACGCUGGCGGGCCAUGAAGACGAGGUGCUGGACGUCUGCUUCGACCUCACCGGCCAGCUCAUCGCCACGGCGUCCGCUGAUGGCACAGCCAGGGUGUACAGGGCGGCGUCGGGCGAGUGCACCGCCAGACUGGAGGGACACGAGGGCGAGAUCUCUAAGAUCUGUUUUAACCCCCAGGGCAGUAGAGUUCUCACCGCCAGCGCCGACAAGACCGCGCGGCUGUGGGACACGAGUUCCGGCGUCUGCCUGCAGGUCCUGGAAGGACACACUGAUGAAAUCUUCUCCUCUGCCUUCAACUAUGAGGGUGACACCAUUAUUACAGGCAGUAAGGACAACACCUGCCGAAUCUGGCGCUGAGGGGAGACCAUGUCGCCUGGGCCCUCCUAAACUGAGGUGACUCCUCGGUCUCUGGAUGGGAAAUGACUGUUUAGCUGUCCUGGGGUCAGUAGACUUGAAACACUUUUGAACACGGCAUGUUCGCAUGACUGUCGAACUGCUGCCGAAUAUGGCCCUGGAGGUGAAUGUCCGUAUCCUCACUGUGGCUUCAGGUGUUCAUCAUUAAACAGCAAGCCUAGCUUCAAACUGAUUCAUCUUGGAAAAGAGCAGAAGACAGCUGGACGCGAUAUAAACAGGAAGUUUACACAAAAUGCUGGGGAAGGUGUAUCGCGGGCCGCGAUCAAGGCUGUGUGAAAAUUUAGAAUAGCUUGGCUGGCCAGCCUGCACACACACAAACGCAAACCCACCAUUUUGCCUUUGCAAAUCUGCCAAAUUUGAAUUUGUUUGAAGUCUACUGAGCCCUUUAGCUCAAAUGCCUAGUAUUAAUGUGAAAAUACAGUAUUUGAAUUAUACUUCAUUAAGUAUGAUCAGAACACCCCCAUCUUGGAUACACACAACACUUCCUUUCAACCCUUCUUAUAUUUACUUUGAAUGCUAUAUUUUCCUCAUACCCUUACUCCAGCAUCUAUGUGUUGAAUACUCUGUAAGUACAUAUUGGGACUGGAGUGAACUCUGUGUUGCUAGAGGAUGCAUAUAAUGUCUAACAAGGAAAGAUUUAAUUAUUAUAAAUGCAUUGAAUUAUCUGUCAUCUGUCAAUGAGGAAUGCUAGUUUUACUGCCUUGGUUUUCCAUUAAAUUUCCCUGAUAAAAGUA